Messenger RNA from Armigeres subalbatus, 963 nucleotides. RefSeq lists its product as uncharacterized. The record is from RefSeq and is a predicted model, not a curated record. Lineage: Eukaryota; Metazoa; Arthropoda; Insecta; Diptera; Culicidae. Bases 1 to 963 code for a protein of 320 amino acids. The transcript has a single exon.
AUGGAACAUUUGGGAAAGUCAAAGGAGAUAGCAACCAAACGGUUCAUGGGCUUGGAGCGCCGUCUGACUGCAAAUCCAGAAAUGAAGGCCCUCUAUACUGAAUUCAUCCAGGAGUAUUUACUGAUGGGCCAUAUGCGAGAAGCACGUGAGGAGGAAGAACCUAUCCACAGCUAUUAUUUGCCACACCAUGCAGUUAUGAAACCGGGCAGUACGACAACGAAGCUCAGAGUUGUUUUUGACGCCUCAUGUGCUACAGAUUCUGGAGUUUCCCUGAACGACACACUGAUUGUAGAACCGGUGGUCCAAGACGAUUUGCUGUCAAUACUGCUUCGUAUCCGCCUCCAGAAAUACGCUAUAGUCGCUGACGUAGAGAGAAUGUAUCGAAUGAUCAACGUAGUCGAACAAGAUCAGCCAUUGCAAAGCAUUCUUUGGCGAGAGUCCGUCGAUCAGCCAAUUCGAAUGUAUCAGUUAAGUACAGUGACUUACGGCACUUCGUCAGCGCUGUACUUAGCAACUCGAAGUCUGAAGAAGUGUGCCGAAGAAGGAGAACAGGCGUAUCCUGCUGCAGCCAAGGUCGUAAAGCGCAAUUUCUAUGUCGAUGACAUGCUAACUGGUGCGAAAUCUGUCAAGGAAGGACAAAGCCUGUGUCGCGAUGUUUCGUCGCUACUCAGUUCUGCUGGUUUCAAUCUCCGGAAGUGGCACCCUAAUCAGCCAGCAAUCUUAAAGAUAAUUCCAAGAUAUUUGCGAGACAAGCGAGAAGUUUUAGACAUCGAUUCGUCGUCUACCGUGAAGACCCUUGGACUAUGUUGGGAGCCAGCUACAGAUAAGUUCUGGUUCAAAAUGCCACUCUGGAAGCAGUCGUUACCUAUUACGCAACGUAUCGUUCUUUCUGACUUCGCUCGUUUGUUCGAUCCGUACGAAUUAGCAGGGCCAGUGAUUAUGCAGGCGAAGAUGUUUCUCUGA